Messenger RNA from Hemicordylus capensis (graceful crag lizard), 7229 nucleotides. RefSeq names its product fibulin 1 (gene FBLN1). Gene Ontology annotation, molecular function: calcium ion binding; peptidase activator activity. The coding region runs from base 405 to 2378 and encodes 657 amino acids. Gene Ontology annotation, biological process: extracellular matrix organization. NCBI's taxonomy places the organism in Eukaryota, Metazoa, Chordata, Lepidosauria, Squamata, Cordylidae. Gene Ontology annotation, cellular component: extracellular region. The record is from RefSeq and is a predicted model, not a curated record. The transcript is spliced from 17 exons.
AAAGGUUCUGAAGUUAAAAACAGAAAGCGAGACUCCCCUCCCCUGAAAAAAAGGCGGGGGGAGGACCACCCCUGGAUCCAACAGAUGACUUUUAAAAGGCCCUGCCUCCAGGCUGUGUUUUCCCUGAAACGCUUGCAAGCGGGAUAAUUGAAAGGCAGGCAGGCGGUGAAUUAACUCUUUGUAAAAUUACUUUGUGCGUGUGGGAAGGGCGAGGGGGGGAAGCAAUCCUUCCAAACUCUUUCCUUCCCAACCGGUCUUGGGCGGCUUGGAGAACUUUAGAAGCGGCCAGGAAAAAAUAGUAUUAAAAAAGACCGCGCGCGCGAGAGAGAGAUCUAAGCUACUGCCUGGAGCUUCUCGGUCCCCUGUGUUUUCUUUCCUGCGAGUCCUUUUUUUGUAACAAAUUGAUGGACAAUCUUCGCUGGAUCCGGCUCUCUCAGCUUCUCCUGCUUCUGGCAUUGGUGUCUUUGCACAGUGGGCAAGAAACUUCAGUGGAGAGCUGUUGCACAAGUGGAUAUGAAUGGGCGAGUGAAAAAAGAGACUGCAGUUCUCUGCCAUUAAACUCUGAUUCCAAAGAAUGCAGCGUAGCUCAGGAGCAGUGCUGUCUCAGUCAACUGGAGGAGCUACACUGUACUGCAGGAAUAGCUACAGCAAACAAGAAUGAAGAUUGUGACGAGCUUGAGGAUAAUUCUAACUGUGAAGAAAAAAUCAGUAAGAAAUGUUGUUAUUGCUGCUUUUUGGGGAAGGUGGCCCAGAAGCAAGCGAACAGCUGUGAGCAGAGCCUUUUGAUGGGAUACCAGUGUGGAUUGGUCUUCAGAGCUUGCUGUGUUGAGGGACAGGAAAGCACGGAUGUAUCGAUUGUCGAUGGUCCUAGCAAAGAAUUAAUACCAUUAGUAGACACUGACCAAGAGGAUCAAUACCUUCAUGACCGUUGCAGAGGAGGUGGUCCUUGCACCCAGCAAUGCAGGGAUACAGGUUCCAGUGUACUCUGUUCUUGCUUUAUGGGCUACCAGCUUCAGCCUGAUGGCUAUACUUGUGAAGAUAUUAAUGAGUGUAUCACUGCAAGCCACAAUUGUGCCUUUGGACAAAUUUGUAUCAAUACACUAGGAUCUUUCCGCUGUCAGCGUGAGACCAGCUGUGGAACUGGUUAUGAACUAACUGAGAACAAUCUUUGCAAAGAUAUUGACGAAUGUGAGACUGGUACUCAUAACUGCCUCCCCGAUUUUAUCUGUCAGAAUACUCCAGGAUCGUUUCGUUGCCGACCCAAGCAACAGUGCAAGAGUGGCUUUAUACAAGAUGCGCUAGGCAACUGUAUCGAUAUUAAUGAAUGUCUCAGCACAAGUUCACCUUGUCCAGCUGGGCAGAUGUGUAUCAACACAGAUGGCUCUUUUGCUUGCCAGAGGAAUGUGCCAAACUGUGGAAGAGGCUAUCAUCUUAAUGAAGAAGGGACAAGAUGUGUUGAUGUAGAUGAAUGCUCGACAUCCAAUCAGCCAUGUGGAGAAGGCCACAUUUGUAUCAAUUCUGCUGGCAGCUAUCGUUGUGAGUGCCAAGCUGGCUACUAUUUUGAUGGAAUCAGUAGAACUUGUACUGACGUGAAUGAAUGCCGACGUUACCCUGGUCGCCUAUGUGCUCACAAAUGUGAAAACACCCCUGGAUCUUAUUACUGUAGCUGUACAAUUGGUUUUAAACUUUCAGCUGAUGGAAGGUCAUGUGAAGACUUGAAUGAAUGUGAAAGUAAUCCCUGUAGCCAGGAGUGUGCUAAUGUAUAUGGAUCUUACCAGUGCUACUGUCGCCGGGGCUACCAGCUUAGUGAUGUAGACGGGAUCACAUGCGGAGAUAUUGAUGAGUGUGCUUUACCCACUGGAGGGCAUAUCUGUUCCUAUCGAUGCCUUAAUGUCCCAGGGAGUUUUCAGUGUACCUGUCCCUCUUCGGGCUACAAGUUGGCCCCCAAUGCACGAAACUGUCAAGAUAUUGAUGAGUGUGUUACCGAAACACAUAGCUGCUCAUACAAUGAGACCUGCUUUAACAUCCAGGGUGGUUUCCGCUGUCUCUCUUUGGAAUGCCCAGAAAACUAUCGUAAAUCUGGAGAUACAGUCAGACAGGAGAAGACGGAUACUGUUCGCUGCAUUAAAUCCUGCCGACCAAAUGAUGUCAACUGUGUAUUAGAUCCAGUUCACACCAUUUCUCACACAGUCAUCUCACUGCCCACAUUCAGGGAAUUUACCAGGCCUGAAGAGAUUAUCUUCCUUCGUGCGAUCACACCAGCAUAUCCAGCUAAUCAGGCAGACAUCAUAUUUGACAUAACUGAAGGAAAUCUGCGGGAUUCCUUUGAUAUAAUCAAGCGGUACAUGGAUGGCAUGACUGUGUGGUUCGUCAGGUGAAGCCCAUUGUUGGCCCUUUUUAUGCCACCCUGAAACUUGAGAUGAACUACGUUAUAGGAGGGGUCGUCUCACACCGUAACAUUGUUAAUGUCCACAUCUUUGUUUCUGAAUACUGGUUCUGAAUGAGUUUGCCAUUGUGAAGAAAGCAGAAGAGUGCCAUGGUGAAAGCUGCCAUCACAAGCUCUUCGAAAGUGAUGCACCUUUUGGGGUGUGUGGUAGGUUGGAGCAGUAAAACCAAGUAACUUCUUUUCAAAGAUCAUAUCUGGUUUAUAGUUUAACUAAACGACAAAUAGCUAUCUAUCUAAAGUAGAAGUAGGAUGGAACAAUAUCCUUGUGUCCGAUCUAGUAGGAGUGUGUGUUUAUGUAUGUCUCUUUGUGUAUGUAAUUAGCAUGUAUGGUUGCCUGAUCUUCUACUGAGUUUUAAACUUUGCUAAAUGUUUUGUAAGGGUCCUUGAGAUAGGGUGCUGAAUGCAAGAUUUUGUAGUAUCAGAGCUUUGCUUGUCAUCACCUUUGCUACUUCCUUUGAAUACCUUGCCUGUUUAUUCACAUCCUCACUAUAAAAGGGCAGAGAAGCACACAACCCUCCUAUACAUGUGGGAUCACAACUAACUCCAAUUGGUAUUAAAAAUAUGUAAACCACCCCUCCACCAAACUCUUUGAUAUAUCAUAUAUUCUUCUAUAAUGGGGGAGGGAGCUGAUUGUUCUUUGAUGUUUCAAGCGUCCCAUUCUGGGUGGAUAUGUUUUGUUUUUAAUUUUAUGGUUCAAUUAAAAGGGCAUUCCAGGAAGACUGCAAAAAGUGAAUGCGGGAAAAUGAAGGACUCCAGCCUAGAAUUGUUGAUUAGCAGAAGAGAAGCAAAGAAAUCAGUGUAUAGAACUGCAUUAGGCAACCAUUACUCCAAGAAAAGGUUUGCUCUUUGCAGAAAGAGAGGGAGAUUUGGACUUUUAUUAACUUUCAUUGUAUAAUGAAGUUAUGGUGAUUGUGGUGCAGAACUAGAUGCAGCAUAAACUGCAAAGUUAUGCUUGUUUUAUAUCAGUUUAACUGUCAUGGCUUCCUCCAGACAAAUCUGGGAUCUGUAGUUUGAUUAGGGUGCUGAGAAUUCUUUCUUAGGGAACCCUAGCCUCCUUUACUGAUCAUAGUUCCCAUUCAACCAUUUUAAUAGGAAAACCUCCCACCCUGAUUAUCCUGCCAUUCUGGAUCUUAAAAUAUGAAAGUCAAACCUUGUUAGGGUUCUUUACUUCCAAGUAAAAGUGUGGGAGACUUACAGUGGUGCAGUCACAAAUUCUAGAUGUGCAGACGCUUUUGAUGCCCUGGUGGCUACUCCCAUUGCCACACCCAGCUUGUUUAGAUGCAAUAAUUGGGGAGAAAAGAAAGAGUGGAGGUUGAAGAGGAAAGGAUUUCCAGGCAAGGAAGGUAGAGAAUCGUGUUUACAUACAUGUGCCAUAAAGGAGUAUUUUCUGGCACAAUGAGCAGUCAUUAAUAUAUACAGCAAUUGAACUGUUCAGUGUCCCAGCUCUUGCAGUAUGCUUGGCUUCCCCUUCCUUGCCCCCCGCCCGCCACACACAACAGCUCCCAUGUUCAUCGAGACAUUGGGAAAGGCACAAAGCUCCUUCUCUCUCAGUUCUCCCCCAUUCCACUGCCUUAUGUUUACCCCUGCCAAAGUCCUUCACACUAUUAUCUGACAACAACUUUCCCCUCUUUCUCUCACUCAUUCUCUCUCACAUACACAUUAGCAUCCUAGGUACUAUGGUUCAUUUUUUUAAGAAAGAAAGGAAAAGGAAUCAAGCAGGGGAGAGAGAGAGAGAGAGAGAGAGAGAGAGAGAGAGAGAGAGAGAGAGAGACUCUUCCAAAAAAGAGAGCAAUGACUUGGAUUCAUUGCUCCCAGAGAGACCCUCCCCACCUCCCAUUCUCAAAUGGAAGUCCAACCCUUUUCAUCCCUUCUAUCUAUCUUUUCAUCAGAGCUUUCUGGAUAUCUGUCCCUCCAUAUGCUUCUUACUGGCCACCCCAUCUGCCUGAGGGUGGGUACAGAGAAGCAAGGGCCGUGAUCUGUAGUGGCACAGCCAACUUUUUUUGGGGGGGCAGGCUAAAUAUCCAGCAGUUGAGAAGGUGCUGCCAGCUGAGAACAUUCCUGCCCUGACCCGCCCAACAGCCUACCCAUGGGCCUGCUCUCCUCUUCCUCUUCCUCUUGCUGCCACCACAGCAGCUUCUGCCACCACAGAGUCAGCAUGAGGCGGAGAGGAGACCAGCAAGCAGGAUAUAUUCCAGGGAUCAUCGUGGCCAGAGAGAUGCCCCUCUGACCAGGAGUCAGGAAGGUUCCCUUCCAACCAGGCAAGCUUCUUCCCACCAGUGGUGGCUUCUUGUCAAGCCUCUCCUGCCCGAGGUCUCAGGCGGCUGGCCAUUUAGUCCCCCUCCCCACUCAGCCUUGCAGCUGAGAAGUGGCACACGGGAGAUUAAAUGUCCAGUCUAGAGACCUCAGGCAGGGGAGGCUGGGCCAGGAGUGGUGAGGAAGGCAGUGAUUACACCCCUUUAAACCUUGGUUUAAACUCCUGCUGCCACCACUGGCAUCUUGCCCUGCACUUUGCUGCUGCUGCUGCUGCUAAUGUCAUUGAUCAGCAAGAUGGCAGUGGUGGGAGUUUCAACCAAGGUUUAAAGGUGUGUAAUCUGCCCUCCUCUCUGUCCCCCAUCCCAGCAAACUGUACAUGGCCAUUCAGCUGCAACCUCCUUCCAUUUUUUUUUUUGAGGGAGGAGGAAUGGGUUGAUCCAUCCCAUCCCACCAGCACUACACCACUGCUUAAAGCAAUAGGAAGUCCACUGUCUUGAAUAUAUGAUUACUUCAGUGGAAAAGCAAUGAACCAUCUUCUAUCACUGGAGAUAUAUAGAAUAACUUCACACAAUUGCUGGCAAGCCUGUAAGUGGGAAAUAUGCUAGGGAAUUGAGAGUGUGCACUCCUGGCAGGCGUGACAUCCUAACCCAAGUCCCAAGACCUACACCUGACGUUCUCCCAACAUUCUCUACCCAAUUUACUAAUUUUGGGUGUGGAAGUCAGGAGAAUGUUGAGUGGAGAAUCUCAGGAAUUGGAUUUGGGCAGGUUUGGAUGUCACAUUUGCUGGCAGAACCUGCUCUCGGUUCCCAACAAAUCCCUGCCAUUUUACCACUUACUACUUUUUGGUGGAUCAUGUGAAGCUACCCAUGUUUAAAAGAGCUACAAAUGCAGAUGUUAAGAAUAUAAGAACAGCCCUGCUGGAUCAGGCCCAAGGCCCAUCUAGUCCAGCAUCCUGCUUCACACAGUGGCCUACCAAAGGCCUCUGGGAAGUCCACAGGCAAGAGCUGAGGGCAUGCUCUCUCUCCCACUGCUACUUCCCCACAACUGGUAUAGGCAUCUUGCUUCUGAGGCUAGAUGUGUUAUAUUUUUGAUAGCCUGGUGCUGGAGGCAGAUGUCAUGGAAUGGCCAUCACGAUCAUGCCCUUGCUUUUGAGCUCCCACAGUUAGGUACUUUUGGAAAGAAUGCUGAUUUGUGUGGUCUGAUUCAGCAAGGCAAAGACUAUGCUCUUCUUGCAGGAAAGUCUAUAUUUCUGUUCUCUGAGCAUCAUGCAAAUUAGAUAUCCCAAACCUGCACACUAAUAAUCAAUGGCCUUUGAAAAUGAAUUUUGAAUUUUAAAAAGAGAGUUGCUACAUUGAAGAGAGAAAGUACAAAAGGAAAUAAAAAGGUAUAAAAGAAUAUAUGGCUUACAUUCUCCAUAGGGCUAGGGCAACAGAAAUAGCCCUGCACAGAUGCAAACAGAUUGGAGCUUAAGUGCACUCCAGUGUUUCCCUGGAGCCCCAGCAGGUGCAGAGGGGAGAGGGUGCAAUUUUCCAUUGCUCCCUCCUUCCUCCAGCUAGGGUUUUUACUUCCAGGAAUCUUUCCCUGAGGGUUUUGCAACUCUCAGGGAAAGAUUACUGGAAAUAAAAGCUCUAUCUGUAAGGGAGGAGAGAGCAGUGAGAAUUUCACCCUUCUGCCUCCACCACCACUGGGAUUGCGGUGGAAAGACUAGUGCACACUUCAGCUCUAGGGCUAUUUGUGUUGUUCUAGCCAUGAGUAGUGUAGAACCACAAAUAAUUCUUUUCGACACACUCCCAGGCCCUAUUAGUAGAGAAUUGCUCAUGCAUGUGGAAGCAGCAUGUAGCUGAUGUGGAAGUAGACUAGAACUGGAUUAGUGGCACAGAAGAUAAAAUAUGUAAUUGUUUUAAAAUUAAUGGCUUACAUACAGUGGAGGGAUGCUUGGGACUCACCAUUUCAUCAGUACUUCUAGUGAAGGUGGAAGGGGCUCUGUGUGAAUGACACUGUGCAUCAUCACAGUUCCAGGUGCUCAGCACACCCAAAGGGGGUCAAGUGCAGCAGUGGUGAUGAUGCACAGCUUCAUUUGCACAGAGCCUUUUCUCUAGAAGCAUCAACAAAGUGGUGAGUCCCAAGCAGCCAGUGAGACCACAUCCCUCUUGAGUGUGUGGCUAAGCCAAUAAUAUCGAAGGCCCUGAUCCAGUUGCAGGUAUGGACAUACCAGUUGGUGGCUCCAGCUAUGGAUGAACAGUUUCAUAUCAAGAUGCCUUCAACUAAUUCAGGAGGAUCCAGAUGAACAUCAUGAUGAGCUUCCACAUCAGCAAUGCCUGUGCAAGCAUGCAUACCUGCAUAAGUUUCCCUUGUUGGAUUGGUACAAGUGUGUGUUAAGCCUUCGGAGUUCAGACUAAAUGUGGGCCAGUGAUGUCAUAAAACUCCCGUCAGUAAACGAGUGUUGUAUGUAUUUUCAGUUUCUCACAAUAAUGCAUCAUUUGUACUACAAAAAUGAAAAUAAACUAUUUCAUUAUUCAUUUUCUUCUAA